AUGGCGUUAAUCGCCACAAAAUCCUCGCUACGCCUUGCACGGAGGCAGCCAUGUUUGUGUGGGGUCAUAGAGACGCUGAGGACCUAUAGUAUCAGUAAUAUGGCAGUGGGACCAGUUGACCCUAGGGAAAUUUUGAAGGGAGUGGAGAAUCUCCUCGGGAAGGAUGGAGAGCUCCGGAGUCUGGAGGGCGUGCCUAAAGUAUUCAGUUUGAUGAAGGCUUCUACCAAGAUGGUCAGUAGAUGCAUGUACCUGAACAUCCUGCUGCAGACCAAGUCACAUGAUGUUCUCAAUAGGUUUAUCCGAGUCGGGGGCUACAGGCUUCUCAACUCGUGGCUCACAUACUCCAAGACCACCAACAACACCCCACUGCUACACCUGAUACUGCUCACUCUACAAAAGCUGCCCCUCAAAGUGGACCACCUCAAACAGAACAACACGGCCAAGCUGGUGAAGCAGCUGAGCAAGAGUGCAGACACUGAGGAGCUCCGGAAGCUGGCGUCUGUGUUGGUAGAAGACUGGAUGGCCACGAUCCGAUCCCAGAAAGCCUCUGCUGCUGAAGUGACAGUUGACAAGAAAAAGAGGAAAGAAGAGCCCAAAGCCCCGGUGGCCAAGGAGAAGAAUGUGGAGGAGGAGAAGAAGAAGGAGAAGAGCAAAGCCCACGCCCCUAGUCACGCAAAGAUCCGCUCUAUUGGUUUUGACAUGGACACGCCUCACCCUCCUCCCGCCAAGAAGCCCCCAGUAGCACCCCAGCUGGGAGACAAGUACAACAUCAAGCCCCCAGUGCUCAAGAGGCCCAGCGGUCCCUUUGACGCGCCGCCCCAGGAGAAGAAGUACAAGCCCCUCAACACGCCGUCCAAUGCCACCAAAGAGAUCAAAGUCAAGAUCAUUCCAGCCCAGCCGAUGGAGGCGACGGGCUUCCUGGACGCUCUGAACUCUGCGCCAGUUCCUGGCAUCAAGAUCAAGAAGAAGAAGGCGGCGCCCACCUCGCCCGCGUCUAAGGCCGUGUCGCCCACCAAUAAUAAGGCCAACCCGUUCGACAGCCGGUCCUCGUCUUCGGCCAAACCCUUGUCUCCUGAAAACAGCUCCGGGAACGCAGAUGAGAACCAGGAACCCGAGCGGCCCGGGACGCCUGUGCCCAUGGAGGACGCCGACGCCUCAGAGAACGGCGACAAACCAAACGCGCUGUCGGAACCCCGCGCAGACGAGGAAACUCUCACCAAAAAGGGAAAGAAGAAGAAGACCGUGCACUGGGCCGAGGAGGAGCAGCUCAAGCAUUACUUUUACUUCCACCUGGACGAGACGGAGCGCGUCAACGUGAACAAGAUCAAAGACUUCGGCGAGGCGGCCAAGAGGGAGCUGGCCAUGGACCGACAGACCUUCGAGAUGUCGAGGCGGCUCUCUCACGACGCCAUGGAGGAACGCGUGCCCUGGACCCCGCCGCGGCCCCUCAUGCUGCCCGGGAGCCUGGUGGUCCCCGGGGCCAACAGCACCGAGAAGCUCACCCAGAGGGACCGCGAGAUGGGCAUCCUCCAGGAGAUCUUCCUCAGCAAAGAGAGCGUUCCCGACUGUCCGCACGAGCCUGACCCCGAGCCAUAUGAGCCCAUGCCUCCUCGCCUCAUUCCCCUGGACGAGGAUUCGUCCGUGGAUGAGAGCUACGCAGAGCCCAUGGACACCGCUCAGCCGCAGGGUGCCGGGAUCGCGGGCGGAGACAACAAGCUGCCCCCAGUCUUGGCCAACCUCAUGGGCAACCUCAGCACCAACUCCUCCCGCAGUCCCCAGCAGGCAGCCAGCCAGCCGGUCGCCAACCCGGCAGCCCCCGGCGUCAACGUCCAGGAGCUGCUGUCCUCCAUCAUGGGGGCCCAGGGAAACCAGUCGACGGAGGACAUCAUCAAACAGCCCGACUUCAACGAGAAGAUCAAGCAGCUGCUGGGCUCGCUGCAGCAGACCCAGAACCAGGGCGGUCCUCCAGUGAACCCGGGAAUGCUGGGCCUGGCUCCGGGAAUGAACAACAUGAACAACAUGAACAACAUGAACAAUAUGAACAACAUGAACAUGCACAUGCAGAUGCCCAUGAACGGAGGCUACCCGCCCAACAAUGCCCCAGGAGGCCCCCGCUUCAACCACCCCCCGCCCCCACACGGCCCGCCCUUCAACCCCGGAGGCCCCCGCAUGAUGGGCCCACCGCCGGGACAGGGCCACGGCGACAACGGCAACUACUGGGGCGGAGACGAGUCCAUGAGGGGCGGCCCGCACAGAGGGGGGCACUUCCACAGGGGCGGGCGAGGACGGGGAGAAGGACCAGUCGGCUUCAGGGGCCGAGGGAGAGGAGGACCGAGAGGAGGACACAACAACAUGAACGACAUGUCCAAGAGGCCCGUGUGCCGCCACUUCAUGCUGAAGGGAAACUGCCGCUACGAGGGGAACUGUGCCUUCUACCAUCCGGGCGUCAACGGGCCCCCGCUACCCCCCAACUACAACGGCAACUAG
Molecule: messenger RNA, 2487 nt
Organism: Knipowitschia caucasica
Lineage: Eukaryota; Metazoa; Chordata; Actinopteri; Gobiiformes; Gobiidae
Source: the annotation of a GenBank genome assembly